This is a messenger RNA of Loxodonta africana (African savanna elephant), 10210 nucleotides long. It is a transcript of the gene ZNF451, whose product is annotated as zinc finger protein 451. Gene Ontology annotation, biological process: negative regulation of transcription initiation by RNA polymerase II; protein sumoylation. Gene Ontology annotation, cellular component: nucleus. The transcript is spliced from 15 exons. Gene Ontology annotation, molecular function: SUMO ligase activity; DNA-binding transcription factor activity, RNA polymerase II-specific; transcription corepressor activity. The coding region runs from base 101 to 3250 and encodes 1049 amino acids. The record is from RefSeq and is a predicted model, not a curated record. Lineage: Eukaryota; Metazoa; Chordata; Mammalia; Proboscidea; Elephantidae.
GGGAAGUCGUGGCGGCGGCGGCGGUGGCUGCAGGGACAGCAGCGGCGGCGGUGGUAGGGACAGCGGGAGCAGCGGUGCUGUCAGUUAGGCCGUCGGAGAAAUGGGAGACCCAGGGUCGGAGAUAAUAGAAUCUGUCCUUCCAGCUGAGCCUGAGGCACCUGAGUCAACAGCGGAUGAAAAUGAAGAUGAUAUUCAGUUUGUUAGUGAGGGACCAUUAAGACCUGUUCUUGAAUACAUUGACCUGGUCAGCAGCGAUGAUGAAGAGCCUAGUACCUCUCAUAGUGAUGAGCAUGUUAAGCAUAAAGAUUAUAUUGAAAAUCAACAAGAUAAAGUUGCCCUAACUCUGGCUCGUCUAGCCCGCCAUGUCGAAGAGGAGAAACAGCAGAAAGAAGAGAAGAAUAGAGCGUUUCGGGAAAAAGUUGAUUUUCAGCACGCUCAUGGGUUACAAGAAUUGGAAUUUAUCCGAGGACAUUCUGAUACAGAAGCAGCAAGACUGUGUGUGGACCAGUGGCUGAAAAUGCCAGGACUCAAAACAGGCACCAUUAAUUCUGGAACCAAAAGUUCAUUCCGAAGAGGAGGCCAGAUGCGGGUGUCUGGGAAACCAAUCUCAUGUCCCAUAAUGCACUGCAACAGGGAGUUUGACAACGGGCACCUUCUCUUAGGACAUCUGAAAAGGUUUGAUCACUCUCCAUGUGAUCCAACAAUUACACUACACGGACCUUUCAUCAAUUCUUUUGCUUGUGUAGUAUGUUAUAAAAAAUUUGUUACUCAACAGCAAUAUAGGGAUCACCUUUUUGCUAAGGAAGCUGCAGAUGAUGGACAUAAGAACAACCUUCCUCCCCAGGUUAUUCAGUGUUUUGCGUGUCCAAAUUGCUUCCUUCUUUUCAGCAGCAAGGAUGAGUGUUUGAAGCAUAUGUCUGGAAAGAAUCAUUUCCUUCAGAUUUUUAAACUGGGCGAUGACAAGGGAAUAGCACAUCCAAUAUCAUUUCCAUCUUUUGCAAAGAAACUUUUGAUUGAUCUCUGCAAAGAUGUUCCAUUUCAAGUCAAGUGUGUGGCCUGCCACCAGACACUUCGUUCCCACAUGGAGCUCACUGCCCAUUUCAGAGUUCGUUGUCGAAAUGCUGGUCCUGUAGCAGUAGCUGAGAAGAGUAUUGCCCAGGUUGCAGAGAAAUUCAUAUUAAGAGGUUAUUGUCCAAAUUGCAACAGAGUCUUUGUGGAUGAAGCCAGUACCCGGAAUCACAAGCAGAAUUCAGGACACAAAGUACAAAUCAUUACUUCAAUGGAAGAAUCGGUUUUACUUUAUUGCCACAGCAAUCAAGGGAACAAACCUCCUUCAGACUUGCAUCUAUUGUUAGAUCAAUCAAAAUUUUCAUCACUUAAAAGAACUAUGUCUAUUAAAGAAUCUAGCACACAGGAUUACAGCACCAUUCCAAAAAAGAAGAUUAAUUUAAAGAAUGAAAGCCGUGAUGGUAUAGUUUGUGUCCAGAAAGAAAAAUCAACAAUUAAAACCUGGUUUUGUGAAUGCCAUCAACGAUUCCCAAGUGAAGAUGCAGUAGAAAAGCAUGUUUUCUCAGCAAACACAAUGUGUUACAAGUGUAUGGUCUGUGGAAAGGUGUGUGAAGAUUCAGGGGUCAUCCGUUUACACAUGAGUCGUAUUCAUGGAGGAGCACAUUUAAAUAACUUUCUUUUCUGGUGUCGGACAUGCAAAAAGGAAUUAAUACGGAAAGAGACUAUCAUGGCACAUGUGACUGAAUUUCAUACUGGACACAGAUUUUUUUAUGAGACGGAUGAGGUAGGAGGUGAAACUUUACCAUCAUCUUCUGCAACACCGGGGACUAACUCGACUACUAAGAAACCUUCUUCAACUAUUACUAUUAUUGAUCAUUCCCCAGCAAGCAACCCUCCAAGGGGCAAAUGGCAAUGCCGAAUUUGUGAAGAUAUGUUUGAUUCCCAGGAAUGUGUCAAACAGCACUGCAUGUCUUUGGCAAGUCACCAGUUUCAUAGAUAUAGCUGUGCCCAUUGCAAAAAGACUUUUCACAAGAUAGAAACAUUGUACCGACAUUGCCGAGAUGAGCAUGGCAAUGAGAUAAAGAUUAAAUACUUCUGUGGGCUUUGUGAUCUUAUCUUUAAUGUGGAAGAAGCCUUCUUGAUUCAUUACAAGGAGCGCCAUAGCACAGAUUAUGUGUUUGUGUCAGAAAAAAUUGAAACUUCAAUUAAAACUGAGGAUGAUUUUCCAGUUUUAGAGACCAGCAACCUGUUAACCUGUGGUUGCCGUGAGAGUUAUGUCUGUAAGAUCAACAGAAAGGAAGAUUAUAGUAGAUGUCUCCAAAUCAUGCUGGAUAAAGGUAAACUAUGGUAUCGCUGCAGUUUGUGUUCAGCAACAGCACAGAAUUUAGCAGACAUGAAAACUCAUAUCCAUCAAGUGCACAGAGAAGAAAAGAGUGAUGAGGAGGAGCAGCAGUAUGUAAUCAAGUGUGGCACCUGCACCAAAGCAUUUCAUGAUCCUGAGAGUGCUCAGCAGCACUUCCAUAGAAAACAUUGCUUCUUACAGAAACCCAGCGUAGCUCAUUUUGGAUCUGAAAAAGCAAGCCUGUACAAGUUUACUGCCAGUGCCUCACCUACCGAGAGAAAACCGAAACAGGUGGUAAGCUAUCCAAAAAAUUCAGACAUGGAGAAAGGAGCUGAGAAAGACCUAAGCUGUCAGAAUAUAGAUGAAGAAGCUGUCGAGCUUCCAGAUUUGGAUUACCUACGAACCAUGACUCAUAUAGUCUUUGUAGAUUUUGAUAACUGGUCAAACUUUUUUGGCCAUUUACCAGGACAUCUUAACCAAGGAACAUUUAUUUGGGGCUUCCAAGGAGGAAAUACCAAUUGGAAGCCUCCACUCAACUGUAAGAUCUUUAAUUACCUGAACAGAAUUGGAUGUUUCUUCCUUCAUCCUCGCUGUAGUAAAAGAAAAGAUGCUGCUGAUUUUGCCAUAUGUAUGCAUGCUGGCCGUCUGGAUGAACAACUACCCAAGCAAAUUCCUUUCACCAUCCUCUCAGGAGAUCAAGGUUUUCUGGAGCUUGAGAAUCAAUUUAAGAAGACUCAGAGGCCAGCUCACAUACUAAACCCUCACCACUUAGAGGGAGAUAUGAUGUGUGCCUUGUUAAAUAGCAUAUCUGAUACCACCAAAGAAUCUGACAGUGAUGAUAACCUGGGUAUAAAAAGUACUUCAAUAGGAGAAGAAUUCAAAUCCACAGAAGACAAGUAAAGACCCAGAGUUGUAUCUUAGAUGACCACUUGCAAGUUUCUAAGACCCCAGAUGCUACUCACCAAACGUGGAUGUAGAAUAUUAUCUUUGUGAACUGUGUUAUGCUAGUUGACUAAGUUGUCCCCCAAGACUAUGAUCAUAAGCCUUCUGACCCAAUGAACAAAUUCCGCAAGUACUUUGGAUAUGUCUAGGAAGCCUCUGUAACUAUGCCCGCUAUGUGUUUCGUCAGGUAUGUGGAUAUAUGUGCAGCACGCACAAAUGUGUUUAUACAUACGCUUACAGAUACGCCUGUACAUGCACAUGUAUUUCCUCGCAUAUGCCUUCCUAGACAUGUAUAUGCAUCCACAUCUACUUACAUAAAUAUACACGAUGUUUGGUUGUUUUUACUGUUGUUACAAAAUUGUAUAUGUUACAGCAUUUGCCGAAAUUGUUCCUUUCUUUUGUGUACUUCUUAGUGUCUUUAUUUACCUUGGUCAGGUUGUGCUGAUCUCACCCAUUUUUGGGAUUGCCUUUCCCAUCAGCAGCAGUAACAAGUGUUUACUAUCUAGAAGGUGAUUCCCCCUCCCUCUCCCUCCUAUCCCUGGUAGCCAUUAAAGAACUUUGCUUUCUGCAUGUAUAUCCAUUCUUGACUUUUUAUAAUAAUGGGACAAUACAAUAUUUGCCUUUUAGUGAUUGACUUAUUUCACUCAGCAUAAUGACCUCCAGAUUCAUCUGUGUGAUGUUUUGUGGACUCCUUAUUAUUCUUUAUAGUUGUAUCAUUUUCCAUCUUCAUGCUAUUGUGAAUAAUGCUACAGUGAACAUAGAUGUGCAUAUGUCUAUUCGUGUUACUGCUCUUCUGUCUCUCAGACAUACACGUACGAGUGGGAUUGCUGGAUCAUAAGAUAUUUCUAGCUUUUUUUAGGAAGCACCGUACUGUUUUCCACAGUGGUUGUACCAUUUUACAGUAUCACCAGCCAUGUUUAAGAGUUCCAGUCCCUACUCCCACAACCUUGCCAGCAUUUGUUUUGUUUUUUUGAUGAUUGCUAUUUUUGCAGGGGUGAGAUGUUAUUUCAUUUUAGUUUUGAUUUGCGUUUCUGUAAUGGCUUAUGAUCGAGUGCAUCUUUUCAUGUAUUUGUCAGCUGCCUGAAUGUUCUCUUUGGUGUCUGUUCAUGUCUUUUGCCCAUUUUUUGAUUGGAUUAUUCUUUUGUUGUUGAGCUGUUGAAGUUUUGUAUAUAUUUUAGAGAUUAGAACCUUAUCAGAUAUGUCAUGUGCAAAGAUUUUUUCCAGUCUGUAGGUUCUCUUUGGUAAACACUUUUGAUGAGCAUAAGCAUUUACUUUUUAGGAGGUCCCAGUUAUCUAAUUUAUCUUGUAUCAUUCAUGCAUUUUUAGUUUGCUUGAGAGACCAUGCCAAAAAUUAGGCCCCCUAGUUUUGACCAUAUGUUGUCUUCCAGGAACUUUAAAGUUUUAGCUUUAAUAUUUAGAUCUUUGAUCCCUUUUGAGUUAGUUUUUAUGUGUGGUGUUGAGGUAUGGAUCCUGAUUCAUUUUUCUGCAUAUGAAUAUCCAGCUUUGCCAGCACCAUUUGUUAAAGAGAAUGUUUCUUCCCCAUUGAAUAGACUUUGACCCUUUGUCAAAGAUCAGCUGCCCCCCGUUGUUGUUGUCAGGCAUCGUCGAGUCGGUUCUGACUCAUUCCAACCCUGUAGGACAGGAUGGAACUGCCCCAUAGGGUUUCCAAAGAGCAGCUGGUGGAUUCCAACUGAUGACCUUUUGGUUAGCAGCUGAGCUCUUAACCACAGUACCACCAGGGCUCACAGCUGCCCAUAGAUGGAUGGAUUUACUUCUGGGUUCUCAAUUCUGUUCCUUUGGUCUAUGUAUCUUUCAUUGAACCUGUUCUAGGCUGUUUUGAUUACCGUGGCUGUAUAGUAAGUUUUGAGAUCGGUAAGUGUGAGUCUUCCUACUUUGUUCUUCAGUAUUGCUGUAGCUACUCAGGGCCUCUUUCCUUUUCAUUUACAGUUGGAGAUGAAUUUUUCCAUUUCACUUAAGAAUGUUGUUGGGAUUUGGUUUGGGAUUGUAUUAUAUCUAUAGAUCACUUUUGGUAGUAUUGACAAUUUCACAGUGUUAAAUGUUCCAGUUCAUGACCAUGGAAUGUUUUCCUAUUUAUGUAGAUCUCUUUUAGUUUCUUGCAGCAGUGUUUUAUAGCUUUCCUUGUAUAAGUCUUUUAUGUCCCUGGUUAGGUUUAUUCCUAGGUAUUUUAUCUUUUGGGGGCUAUUGUAAAUGGUAUUAAUUUCUUGGUUUCUUUUUCAGAAUCCUCCUUGUUAGUGUAGAGUAACCUAACUGAUUUUUGUGUGUUGAUCUUGUACCCCGCCACUUUGCUGAAUCCUUCUGUUAGCUCCAGUAACUUUCUUUUGCAGUCUCUGAGAUUUUCUAUGUACAGGAUCAUGUCAUGUGCAAAUGGAUAGUUUUACUUCUUUCUUUCCAGUUUGUUGUUGUUGUUGUUAGGUGCCGUCAAGUGGGUUCCGACUCAUAGCGACCCCAUGUACCACAGAACGAAACACUGCCCAGUCCUGCUCCAUGCUCACAAUCAUUGUUGUGCUUGACUCCAUUGUUACAGCCACUGUGUCAACCAAAUCAUUUGGGUCUUCCUCUUUUCUGCUGACUCUGUACUUUACCAAGCAUGAUGUCCUUCUCUAGGCACUGAUCCCUCCUGACAUGUCCAAAGUAUAUAAGACGCAGUCUUGCUAUCCUUGCUUCUAAGGAGCAUUCUGGUUGUACUUCUUCCAAGACAGAUUUUUUCAUUCUUUUGGCAGUCCAUGGUAUAUUCAAUAUUCUUGGCCAACACCACAAUUCAAAGACGUCAAUUCUUCUUUGGUCUUCCUUAUUCAUUGUCCAGCUUUUGCAUGCAUGUGAGACGAUUGAAAACAAUGGCUUGGGUCAGGCUCACCUUAGUCUUCAAGGUGACAUCUUUGCUUUAAACACUUUAAAGAGGUCCUUUGCGCAAAUUUGCCCAAUGCAAUGUGUCUUGAUUUCUUGACUGCCACUUCCAUGGCUGUUGAUUGUGGAUCCAAGUAAAAUGAAAUCCUUGACAACUUCAAUCUUUUCUCCAUUUGUCAUGAUGUUGCUUAUUGGUACAGUUGUGAGGAUUUUUGUUUUCUUUAUGUAGAAGUGUAAUCCAUACUGAAGGCUGUGGUCUUUGAUCUUCAUCAGUAAGUGCUUCAACUGCUCUUCAUUUGCAGCAAGCAAGGUUGUGUCAUCUAUGUAACACAGGUUGUUAAUGAGCCUUCCUCCAAUCCUUAUGCCCCGUUCUUCAUAUAGGCCAGCUUCUCCAAUUAUUUGCUCAGCAUACAGACUGAAUAAGUAAGGUGGAAGGAUACAACCCUGAUGCACACCUUUCCUGACAUUAAACCACACAGUAUCCCCUUGUUCUGUCUGAACAACUGCCUCUUGAUCUAUGUAAAGGUUCCUCAUGAGCACAAUUAAGUGUUCUGGAAUUUCCAUUCUUUGCAAUGUUAUCCAUAGUUUGUUAUGAUCCACACAAUGCAGUGCUUCUGCAUAGUCAGUAAGACACAGGUAAACAUCCUUCUGGUAUUCUCUGCUUUCAGCCAGCAUCCAUCUGACAUCAGCAGUGCUAUCCCUGGUUCCACGUCCUCUUCUGAAUCUGGCCUGAAUUUCUGGGAGUUCCCUGUUGGUAUACUGCUGCAGCCACUUUUGAAUGAUCUUCAGCAAAAUUUUGCUCGCAUGUGAUAUUAACGAUAUUCUUCGAUAAUUUCCGCAUUUGGUCAGAUCACCUUUCUUAGGAAUAGGUAUAAAUAUGAAUCUCUUCCAGUCUAUUGGCCAGGUAGCUGUCUUCCAAAUUUCUUGGCAUAGACAAGUUAGCACUUCCAGCCUUGCAUCCAUUUGUUGAAACAUCUCAAUUGAUAUUCCGUCAAUUCCUGGAGCCUUGUUUUUUGCCAGUGCUUUCGGUGCAGCUUGGACUUCUUUCUUCCGUACCAUCAGUUCCUGAUCAUAUGCUGCCUAUUGAAAUGGUUGAACAUUGACCAAUUGUUUUUGGUAUAAUGACUCUGUGUAUUCCCUCCAUCUUCUUUUGAUGUUUCUGUGUGAUUUAAUAUUUUCCCCAUAGAAUCCUUCAGUAUUGCAACUCGAGGCUUGAAUUUUUUCCUCAGUUCUUUCAGCUUGAGAAAUGCUGAGCAUGUUCUUCCCUUUUGGUUUUCUAUGUCCAGCUCUUUGCACAGAUCAUUAAAUACUUUGUCUUCUCAAGCUGCCCUUUGAAAUCUUCAGUUCUUUUACUUCAUCAUUUGUUCCGUUUGCUUUAGCUGCCCAAUGUUCAAGAGCAAGUUUCAGAGUGUCUUUUGACAUCCAUUUUGGUCUAUUCUUUCUUUCCUGUCUUUUUAAUUACCACUUGCUUUCUUCACGUAUAAUGUCCUUGAUGUCAUUCCACAACUUGUCUGGUCUUCAGUCAUUAGUGUUCAGCGUGUCAAAUCUAUUCUUGAGAUGGUCUCUAAAUUCAGGUUUGAUAUAGUCAAGGUCAUACUUUGGCUCUCCUGGACUUGUUCUAAUUUUCUUCAGUUUCAGGUUGAAUUUGCAUGUGAAUAAUUGAUGGUCCAAUCCACAGUCGGCCCCUGGCUUUGUUCUGACUGAUAAUAUUGAGCUUUUCCAUCAUCUCUUUCCAUAGAUGUAGUCGAUUUGAUUGCUGUGUAUUCUGUCUGAUGAGGUUCGUGUGUAUAGUCGCUGUUUAUAUUGGUGAAAAGUAUAUUUGCUGUGAAGAAGUCAUUGGUCUUGCAAAAUUCUUUCAUGUGAUCUCCAGCAUAGUUUCUGUCACCAAGGCCAUAUUUUCCAACCUCUGAUCCUUCUUUUUUGUUUUCAGUUUUUACAUUCCAAUCACCAGUAAUUAUCAGUGCAUCAAAUUGGUUUCCAAUUUGGGUACCCUUUAUUUCCCUUUCUUGCCUUUUUGCUCUAGCUAGGACUUCCAGUACUAUAUUGAAUAAGGGUGGUAAUAAAGGGCAUCAUUGCCUCGUUCUUGUUCUCAAGGGGAAUGCUCUGAAUCUUUCUCCAUUGAGAAUAGUGUUGUCUGUUGGUUUUGCAUGUAUGCCCUUAAUUAUGUUGAGGGAUUUCCCUUCUAUUCCUAUUUUGCUGAGAAUUUUUAUCAGGAAAGGUGUUGGAUUUUACCAAGUGCCUUUUCUGCAUCAAUUGAGAUGAUCAUGUGAUUCUUUUCCUUUGUUUUAUUUAUGUGGUGAAUUAUGUUGAUUCAUUUUCUAAUGUUGAGUCAUCCUUGCAUCCCUGGUAUGAAUCCCACUUGGUCAUGAUGUAUUAUUUUUUUGAUAGCUGUUAAGUUCUGUUGGCUAGAAUUUUGUUGAGAAUUUUUUGUCUAUUCCUGAGGGAUAUUGGUCUGUAAUUUUCUCUUUUUGUGGUGUCUCUGCCUGGCUUUGGUAUCAGGGUUAAGCUGGCUUCAUAGAAUGUACUAAAAGCAUUCCUUCCUUUUCUAUGUUCUGGAAUAGUUUGAGGGGAGUUGGUGUCAGCUGUUCUCUGAAUAUUUGGUAGAAUUCUCUAGUGAAGCCGUCUGGGCUGCAGCUUUUUUGUUGUUUUGAAUUUUUUAUGACAGCUUCAAUUUCUUUUGUUAUGGGCCUUUUCAGAUUUUCUGCUUAUACUUGCAUUAUCUUAGGUAGGUAGUAUAGGUAGAAAUUUGUUCUAGGUUUUCAGAAUUAUUAGAGUAUAAUUUUUCAUAAUUAUGAUUCUGUCUCAGUUGAUUCUGUUGUAAUGUCACCCAUCCCAUUUCUUAUUUUGGUUAUUUAUAUCUUCUCAUUUUUUUCUUUGUCAAUUUGACCGGUGGUUUGUUAAUUUUAUUGAUCCUUUCAAAGACCAACUGCUAGUCUUGUUGAUUCUAUUGUUUUUCUGUUUCAUUUAUUUCUGCUCUGACCUUUAUUGUUUCCUUUUUUCUGGUAACUGUGGACAUCUUUUGCUGCUCCUUUUCUUUUUGUUUGAGUUGUAGCAUUAAGCUAUUGAUUUGGGCCCAUUCCUCUUUUCUGACAUAUACUUUUAUUGCUAUAAAUUCUCCUCUAAGUACUGCUUUUGCAGUCCCCAAAGUUUUGGUAUGUUGUAAUUUCAUUCUCAUUUGAUUCUAAGAAUUUUUUAAAUUUCACCUUUACUUUCAUAUAUUACCCAAUGGCAUUUAAAUAAGGCGUUACCAGUUUCCAUGUAUUUAUUUUUUUUCCUUAUUCUUUCUGUUUUUGAUUUCUGAUUUUAUAAUGUUGUGAUCAAAGAAGAGGCUUUUCAUUAUCCUGAUUUUUUUAAUUUAUUGAGAUUGCUGUGUGGCCUAAAAUAUGGUCUGUUCUAGAUAAUGAUUUAUGUUCACUGGAGAGGAAUGUGUACUGUGCUGCUCUUAGGUGGUGUAUUCUAUAUAUAUCUAUGAGGUCAAGUUGGUUGGUUGUGUCAUUUAAAUCUUCUGUAUCUCUGUUGAUUUUCUUUCUAGUUGUUUUGUUCGUCAUUAAAAGUGAUAUGCUGAAGUCCCCUACUGUUAUUGUAGAACUGUCUCUUUUUUCAAUUCUGUUAGAGUUUUUUUAAUGUCUUUUGGAGCUCUGUCAUUGGGUGUGUAAAUAUUUAUUAUGGUUAUGUCCUCUUGAUGGAUUGACCCUUUAAUCGUUAUGUAAUGCCCUUCUUUGUCUCUUAUAAUGGAUUUUUGACUUAAAAUCUAUUUUAUCAGACGUUAUUAUUGCCACUCCUGCUCUCUUUUGGUUACUGUUUGCUUGAUAUAUUUUUUCCAUCCUUUGAUUUUUAAGCUAUUUAUGUAUUUGUGUCUAAGAAGUGUCUUUUUAUAGGCAACAUAUUGAUGGGUUAUGUUUUUUUUAAAUCCAGUUUGCCACUUUCUGUCUCUUGGCUGGUGCAUUUAAACCAUUUAUAUUUAGUGUGCUUGUGAAUAGGUAUGAAUUUACUGCUGCCGUUUUGUUAUGCUUCUUUUUUUUUGUGGUGUUUACAGCUUUAUUUUUUCUGGUG